GGGGACGCCGCCGCUGAAGGCCCGGAGCCAUGACCGCCGCGCCCGCGCCGCUGCUGCUGCUGCUGCUGCACGCCUGCCUGCUGCUCGCCCUCGUCUGCAAGCCAGGCUGGUGCUCUGAGGACGAAGAGCGGCUGGUGCGCGACCUGUUCCGUGGAUACAACAAGCUCAUCCGGCCCGUGCAGAACAUGACGCAGAAGGUGGAGGUGCGCUUCGGACUCGCUUUCGUUCAGCUCAUCAACGUGAACGAGAAGAAUCAGAUCAUGAAGUCAAACGUAUGGCUUAGACUGGUGUGGAACGACUACCAGCUGCAGUGGGACGAGGCCGACUACGGAGGAAUCGGCGUUCUGCGUCUGCCGCCCGACAAAGUCUGGAAGCCGGAUAUCGUGCUCUUCAACAAUGCCGACGGGAACUACGAGGUGCGCUACAAGUCCAACGUGCUCAUCUACCCCAACGGCGAGGUGCUCUGGGUCCCGCCUGCCAUCUACCAGAGCUCGUGCACCAUCGACGUGACGUACUUCCCGUUUGACCAGCAGACGUGCAUCAUGAAAUUCGGGUCGUGGACGUUCAACGGAGACCAAGUGUCCUUAGCGCUGUACAAUAACAAAACCUUUGUGGACCUGUCCGAUUACUGGAAGUCGGGUACGUGGGACAUUAUCGAGGUGCCGGCCUACCUCAACAUCUACGAGGGCAACCACCCGACCGAGACGGACAUCACCUUCUACAUCAUCAUCAGGAGAAAGACGCUGUUCUACACGGUGAACUUGAUCCUGCCCACGGUGCUCAUCUCGUUCCUCUGCGUGCUCGUCUUCUACCUGCCGGCCGAGGCCGGCGAGAAGGUCACCCUCGGCAUCAGCAUCCUGCUGUCGCUCGUCGUCUUCCUGCUGCUCGUCUCCAAGAUCCUGCCGCCCACGUCGCUGGUGCUGCCGCUCAUCGCCAAGUACUUGCUGUUCACGUUCAUCAUGAACACGGUGAGCAUCCUGGUGACGGUCAUCAUCAUCAACUGGAACUUCCGGGGCCCGCGCACGCACCGCAUGCCGCCCUGGAUCCGCGCCGUCUUCCUCUACUACCUGCCCAUCCUGCUGCUGAUGCGCCGCCCCAAGAAGACGCGCCUGCGCUGGAUGAUGGAGAUGCCCGGGAUGGGCGCGCCGCCACACGGGUCGCCGGCCGACCUGCCGAGGCACCUGCCUCCGGUGGCGGCGGCGGCGGCGGCCGCGGCGGCGGCGGGGGCGGGCCACGGGCCACGCGCCAAGCUGGAGGCGGUCGAGAUGUCCAACCUGCACCACCCCAACUGCAAGGUCAACCGCAAGGCCAGCGCCGCCGAGCUGCCGCCCGCUCGCCGCGAGAGCGAGAGUUCCGACUCGCUGCUGCUCUCGCCCGAGGCCUCCAAGGCCACCGAGGCGGUCGAGUUCAUCGCCGAGCACCUCAGGAAUGAGGACCAGUACAUCCAGAUCCGGGAGGACUGGAAGUACGUAGCAAUGGUCAUCGAUAGGCUGCAACUUUAUAUCUUUUUCUUGGUGACCACGGCAGGUACAAUUGGUAUUCUGAUGGAUGCUCCACAUAUAUUUGAAUAUGUGGACCAGGACAGAAUAAUUGAGAUUUAUCGAGGAAAAUGAGUGACUUCCAAGAGAGUUCAUUUUCCUUCUCAUUAUUAUUUUGUGACUGUUCUCAAAAUCAGGACAGUCAGUUAUUUUGAGUGCAGUGUACAACAGAUGUUCCUGUGAAUGAACAUCGUAAACAGUUGAAAGAAGUCUGCAUGCUCUAUGAGCUAUAUAGUGAUAAUCUGUUACUUAAUAGUGAUGGUAAACUAUUCAAACUACAACCACCAAAUCAAGAUACAAUUCAUUAGAUAAAAUGCUAUAUGAUAAUAAAUGAACUCAUAAUGAAUGACCCAUUCAAACUGAGUACAGUUGAACUUGUUGUUAUUAAGUGGCAACCUAGAGUUGAUGAGUGGCUAGUAAGAUGAUAGGCCUAAUGGUUGUUUUGGUCCUAGUUUAAGAACAUUCUUUUAUAAUCAAAAGAAGAGGGGAGUGUUUUGGAAAAGUGGAACAAUGACAUGGAAAUCAUAAAUGUUUCCUUUGAAUAAGGAAUAAUGAGUGCUCAAAUUACAUCCUAUUACAAAAAGGAAUUAGAAUAUUAUCUUCAAAAUUAAAGUGGAGGAUGCUUACACAAUGUAAAUCGCCUUCUAUACAUCAAGAUAUGUCAUUAUAUCUUUGUACAUAUAUUAAUGGAAAGAGUGUAAAUAGCCCUCUACAGUAUAAAAGAACAUGUUGUUACAUACACCAAUCAAAGUUGUGCCCUGUGAUUUGAAAAUGACAGUGGCUGUGGAAGAAUAGUAGAAGGUCAUUCGCAAGUCAUUUUACUUUCGUAUUACUUUGAGUGCACAUUAGAUUAUGUAGACAACACCAUGUUAGGAGUUGUAGGUGCUUCAUAUCUGCAGUGAAUCCAUAUGGAAUACUGCAAAGUGAAAUUCACCAGUACAAAGCAAAAUGGAAGUUUUGGUGACAGAUUACAUGUUUGAAGAAUAAUGUCCACUUACUGCCAAAAAUGUACGUAACAAAUCUUCUGUAAGUUUCAUACAGUUUCUGUUGUGGAUAAUUCUCUUAGUAUCAAAAUUUUGUAUUACUUUUAAAAUUUUAUUGUAUAUUUUUAUGCAGAUUCAUCCUGUAUAAAAUUUCACAUUUUGUAUAUUGUCUUCAAAAGAAUUUCUCUCAUCAUUAGAAAGCCCUGAUAGGAUUAUUUAGGGUGAGGUUCAAAGAAAUUUAUGUAUUUUAACAAAAUGAUUACACUGCCCAAUUUCUUUGUCUAUGAAUCAUUGGGUAUGUUUUCAUAAUUGAGAAAGUACUGAAGGCCCUCAUUAAAAUGAAAAUCUACAGAUGCUAAAUGCUUGGUGCUGGCUUCUUUUUGAAAAGCAUGUGGCAUUUACACUAUAUCAUAACAGGUAAUGUUUAUUCCUCUUCUGCAUCCUGUCAAAUUGGUAAUAUUUUCCAGUGAUGAUCAUUAUUAUUAUGCUUACUAAAUUCUUCUGUUUGAUUGUUUCUUGAUAAACACUGGUUCUGUUGAUAUACCUUAUGUCUAUAAUGGUGAUUUAUACUUUUGCUAAAUCGGUUUUUAACAACUUCCAGUUUUUCUAAAAUAAGAAGAGGAGAAAAGUGUUAGAUUCUGGACGCAAUAAUGUAGAAUUAUAUGUUCUUCCUGUGAGCAGCUUACAUUUAAUCCAAUUUUGUUGCUACUUCAGCAGUUUGUUUCAUUAUUAUACAUCAAUGAAUUAAGCUGUUCCAGUUAAUGCAGUAUUUAUUUCUCACACACACAAAUGUUUCUGGAUUAAUAUAAACACAACCGAGUGUUAUAAGUCCUGAGCACUGCAUCUUAACACAGGUAAAAAGACAUAUGAAUGAGUGGCAUGAAAUCAGAGGGUACACAAUGUUAUCUUACAGUGUUUUAUUGAUGCUUAUUUUUAUAACACAAAAUAAAGCAAUUAUAUUAAAUAUUAUAAUAACAGAAUACCUGUUCUGUCAAUGAACUGUGCCCCAAUAUACUGUGUGGCAAAUACUAUGUGCAACAGUCUGACAUUUUAGUGAUAUUUAAUGCAAAGAAGAUGCUAACAUUAUUAUUUUGCAAAGAAAGAAAAGACAAUAGGAAAUGUUCAUAGUGCUAGUAUAAUUCAAAACUGAAAUAUGUGGUUUAAAGAAAUACUGUAAAUUCUGCAGUGAUAGACUGGACCUGUCAUUAUGACAUUUAUGUGUUGUAAUAACAUUUACAAUGAAUUACUAGCAGCUUUCCUGGACAACAGCUCCCACAGCCUAUCACUCAGCAAAAUUUAUAGUUAUUUCUCAUAUUAAGAUACAUUCAGUUUAUGAGGACAUAAUAUUCAGAUAAACCCUGAAUAGUUUUAUGUUACAGAACACUUUCUCAGCUAAGAAGGAAUAUAAGAUGGAACACAGUCAUCAACAUGUGUAAUGCAUGGAAGAAGAAAUUCACAAAUUCAACAUGUUUUUACUAUCAUAUUACAUACCAACUGAAACAGUUUGCUAUCCAAGUAAAAAAAAAAGUUUCCUAAAACAAAAUUCCUGAAAAGCGAGUAAUUUUUUAAGUGAACAAAUCAUUUAGCAGAUUUUUUAAAAUUAUCUAACUUCACAUGGACAGAACACUUGCACUUUGUUCAGUGUGAGAGAGCCCCAUAAAGAAUUUUGAUUCCUUUAUAGAAAAACUUAACUUUCAUGAAGGAUUCUAAGAGCAAUGACUUUAAUGAAGCAGUUGUUUAAAACAUCUUAACAGUUUUCCACUAAUGCCAAGGUUGUUAAUGUUAA
Molecule: messenger RNA, 4307 nt
Organism: Schistocerca nitens (vagrant locust)
Lineage: Eukaryota; Metazoa; Arthropoda; Insecta; Orthoptera; Acrididae
Gene: nAChRbeta1
Product: acetylcholine receptor subunit beta-like 1
Exons: 7
Coding region: 30-1613 (527 amino acids)
Biological process (GO): chemical synaptic transmission; signal transduction; monoatomic ion transmembrane transport
Cellular component (GO): postsynaptic membrane; neuron projection; synapse
Molecular function (GO): acetylcholine-gated monoatomic cation-selective channel activity; transmembrane signaling receptor activity
Source: RefSeq, a predicted model, not a curated record